This is a messenger RNA of Sugiyamaella lignohabitans, 2307 nucleotides long. RefSeq lists its product as uncharacterized. The transcript has a single exon. The record is from RefSeq and is a predicted model, not a curated record. NCBI's taxonomy places the organism in Eukaryota, Fungi, Ascomycota, Dipodascomycetes, Dipodascales, Trichomonascaceae. The coding region runs from base 1 to 2307 and encodes 768 amino acids.
AUGAGUACUGACGAAGGAUUGCCUCCCUACCAGGUGGUGGACGAGAGACAAGCUUGGUCUACCAAUAAUGACAAUGUACCAGCUAGUACAAAUGCUGUUGAUGGUGGUGUUACUGAGGAUAAACCUGUAUCAUUGAAUCUUACAGAAAAUACCAGUGGCGGCCUCCCUACACCCGAUCAAUGUAUUGCCCAUUUGGCUCUAUUAGAAGCGUUUUACAUGCUUCGUUUUGAUAUUGCCAAUCGGGAUGGUUUGUUUGGAAUAUCCAAUUCUAUGGCGGAGAAGUUCACGGGUGAUGAGAAGACACGAGCAAUGGCUAGCCUUUGCGAGAAGAGAUGGGCUACUUAUUUGGUUCGUGCUGAAGAGCGGUUCAGUAAAUGGUGGGCCACCCUUCCAAGAGAAAGCCCUAUGCCUACCCAAUCAGAAAUAAUAGCUAACCCAACGGUGUUCUCAUAUAUACCGAUAACGGGGACCAAGAUUCCAUUCACAAGGGAUAAUCUGCCUCCAGCAGACGUUUUAAUGGUUUGGCAUUCGUAUAUGUUGAAUCCACGCAAUUACUUGCAAGAUUGCAUUCGCCAGGGAAUGAGAGAUGUUUGGAGGACUGGUAUGCCUUGGAAAGCGCUAUACAGUUGCAUAUCAGGUGAUUCGGUCUAUAAGUCCAGUGACGGGGCUAAGAACAACUUUAAAAAUCUCACUGGAUGCGAAUGGGAUAAUCUCGAUGACCCACCUGUGAAAACACUCCAGUGCCCUAACUGCAAGGUUGAUAUACAAGUUCCAUGGACGUCAGGUAGCUUGGGUGAUGAUUUAUCUAAACCUUUCGAAAACUCUAGAGGCUAUGGAGACAAAAAUUUUGCCGUUCAAUGCUAUUCCUGCUCGUUAUAUAUCAAUCACCCAUUUCUAAGACUACAGAAGUUUCGAACUGACUUCCUAUUGUUGGCUACGAAGGAUGUGCCAAUGCCUGGGACAUUGCUCACAAGAGAUGGAUAUCCCGUCUCUAGCCGGCCUCCAAGCGAGUCGCAUCAAAGCUAUUUCUUUAUCAACCGCCUACUCAUGUUCCAGAUGAAUUCAUUUGAUCAAAUAUGUGACCCUGCUAUUACGUUAAAAGAGCAGAGACAAGGCGACCUUCAAUUUGAAAUGAGUUCUGUACGAAAGUUGCUGGAAAUGUGUCUGGUGAGAAGAGAUAUAGUUAGGAAAGUUAACAGCGGGGUAGUUAACACACAAAAAGGUCUUAUUAAUGGGAAGAUCGCAGUUCGACGGAUGAUGGCCUGUUACUGGGAAAAUAGCUCACCAUUUUCCAUUGAUCUAGUCGGCGCGAUGACCCGCCAGGGAACGUUUAUAGAGAAAAUGCAUAAUAUAGACUGGCUACAUUCACCAACAGUCUCAUCGACAAUGAAAUAUGCACUAAUAAAGUAUAGUAGGUUCAUGGAUAUCAUUGCCACCAAUCCCUCACGUGUAGCAGUACCAACAUUAGAUGUGGAUCUUGCAUGGCAUACCCACCAACUGUCGCCUUCCGACUACUAUCAUUAUUCAGAUAAAACAACGCACAAAUUCAUUGAUCACGAUGAUAAGAUAGAAGAGUCUAAGCUGUCAGAUGCUUAUGAGUGGACGUGUAAGACAUAUCAGAGAUUGUAUAAGGAGCCAUACUCAAGCUGCAUGUGCUGGUAUUGUGAAGCGAUUCGAGAGACUAACCGAUCCAUCUUACACUCGCGGUCUGAUGCAAAGGUUGAUGAAAAGCUUUUCAACCACAGCGAUAUAUCUGCUGAUCCGAAUAAGAACCCUCACAUAUCCGCGCAUAACGCUGUCCAGACCAUGGUUGUCGACACAGUAAAGAGAGCUCAUUUACGGCGCAAAGAGCAGAAGAUGAAGCAACUAGAAAAAGCUUAUAUGCUGGCACAAAAACGAGCCAAGAAGAAGGGACGUAACCUUCCAGAUAGAAACUACGACCCUUAUUAUUCAUCUUAUUGGGGCUGGGGGUAUCCCAUAAUCUUCCCUCUAGGAUAUGCACCAUUUUUCGGCUACCCACUUGGUGGCGAAUAUCUUUAUCCUUCAAAUCCUGCUUGUAUGUCUGCUGAUCCUGGGGCUGUUGGUAACUGCUGUAAUGGUACAUGCGGAGGCAAUGUUGCUCAAGGAGGAUGUGCUGGUAUGACCGGAGCCUGUGCCGGUGGGACAGUUGGUGCAUGUGCUGGAGGGGGAGGAGUAGGAGGAGCCUGUGGAGGUGGAUUAGGAGGUUGCGGUGGAGGAGGAGGAGGAGGAGGAGGAUGUGGAGGAGGAGGUGGUGGAGGUUGUGGAGGGGGUGGAGGAAGUUGUUAG